AUGGCAGCGGCGGACACCUCCUCUUUUUCCAGUCUUGCAACGUUGCGUAGUAACAGUGACGGCGUAUGUGACAGGGGCGGAGGCAAGAACGGCGACACGGACACUGUGCUACCGCUGAACCGUGCCACGACGGCCGAUGCUGAAGCGUCGGCCAACCGUGCCUACCUCUCCCGCACCUCACUGGAGUACAUUGUCUCCGUCGUCUUUGUCGCCGUUGUCAUCCUCUAUUCUUGCAUCUACAGGAUCGCCUGCAUUGGCCGUGAGCAUCACGAAGAGCUGAAGGAGAAUCUUAAGCCACCGUGGGCACUCUACCGCUGGCUCGGCAGCAAAGGUGUGGACAUAACGGACCUGCAGUGCUACUACUUUGUGGUGGCGAUGCCCCCAUCCAUACCGUACCUGAUCGGCUUCCUGCUCCUCUCACGACGACUGCGACGCCAUGCCGCAUCGAAGACGGCAACAGUCGUAAACGAAUCUACCACCGCUGCGGCUGGCGAUGGCAAGGAGCGCAGUGGUUCGAUGGCAAGCAUUCACCACCCAGAGCACGUCAUCGGCGACAGCAGUGUUGGUAGGAGCAGCGUCGGCCCUACGCUCCUGAUUCGCAAAGACGUGUCGGCCCUCCAAUUCCUUCACAUCAUCGCUGGCAUGUUCAUUGCUCUGUGUCUCUGCGGGCCGGGGUUUCUCUUCGGAGUGGUAAUUAUGUUGCUCAACUUCUACCUGAUCGCGCCGCUUUACAAGAGAGUGUCCUUUCGGGUAUCCAUGACGGUGAUGUGGGUGAUGCACGUGUUGGUCCUCUUCUUGAACUACCACGCUGGCGGGUACCGGUUUGCCUGGCUUGGGCUCAGCUUCCUCGAUAACCUGUGGUCGCCGCUGAUCCAGUGGACCACCCAGUAUAGCAUAUCGGUGCUGCGCAUGAUCUCCUUUAACAGUGAUCUCUGGGAGUCAGUCAGCUAUGGCGAGGAGCGGCGGCAGAAGUCGCUGGCGAAGCACGCACACACAUGCAUUGACUGUGCUCAGAUACGCGACCGGCACCGCCACGCCGUCAGCUCUCUCCCGCCGGAGGCACUCUCGUGUUACAAGUGCCGCACAGAAUGCUCGCGGCACGUGGAAGAGUUCACUCUCAGCGCUUACCUCGGCUAUAUAUUCUACCUGCCUCUUUUCAUGGCGGGGCCGGUGUCGUCCUUCAACGCGUACGUGUCCUACCAGCAUUACUCGGCACGGAGCGUUGAGGGCAAGGCUAUCCGGCGGUACGGAUUGCGCUUAUUGAGCCGCGCUACCUUGCUAGCAACGAUGAUGCACUACGUGCCUAUCAUGGCCAUUCUGCUGACACCCGCUCCGUCAUCCAGUGGUGCGGCUGAGGCGGUGUCUGCCGCGGGGGCGAUCGCAGCGGAAGGAGCUGCGCUGGCGCGCAGUAUGGGUGCUAUGGCGGUCACCACGAGCAGCUUUCCAGCCGGCAACGCACUACGGAAUAUGGUCAGCACAACCACGGCAACCACAACACCCACAGCAGCCGCUGUUACCCUCUCGGUGAUGGAGCAGAUGGGGGUUACGGAGAAGGCAUCCCUGUUUCUACUGACACUGGCCUUCCUGUGGGCGAAGCUCGACGUUAUGUGGCGCUUCUUCCGCUUCUUCGCGCUGCUGGACGGCUUCGACCCGCCGGAGGACAUGCCGCACUGCUUCGCUAACGCUGUGAGCAUCCAAUGCUUCUGGCGCGACUGGCACGCCUCCUUCAACCUGUGGAUCGUGCGGUACAUGUACAUCCCGAUGGGCGGCAGUCGCACCAAGUUUCUCUCCAUAUUUCCCAUCUUCUUCUUCAUUGCCAUCUGGCAUGACAUCGAGCUGCGUCUGAUCUUCUGGGCCGCAAUCAUAUGCAUCGCAUUCAUCCCCGAAAUCGCCGUCACUCUCUUCUUCUCCUCCGAGAACCCGGUGGUGAUUCGAAUCAAGCGCUCGCCGCUUAUGUGGAGGUUCCUACGCGUACUCGGGACGCAGCUGGCGCUGAUUGAGUUGACUGUAGCGAACCUUGUCGGCUUCUCCGUUGGUACGACCGGCGCGGUGUGGGCCGCUCAGCACAUGUUUCGCGAAAUGCCCUUAACGUUCAAGAUCUUCGCACCGUGCUUCUACCUCUGCUCGGCGAUCAUCGCCAUCCAAAACAGAGACCAGAAAACGUAUGAGCAGCAGCAACUGAGACUAAAGUACGAUCUCCAGUAA
This is a messenger RNA of Leishmania major strain Friedlin, 2205 nucleotides long. RefSeq lists its product as hypothetical. Bases 1 to 2205 code for a protein of 734 amino acids. The transcript has a single exon. Gene Ontology annotation, molecular function: acyltransferase activity. The record is from RefSeq and is a predicted model, not a curated record. Gene Ontology annotation, cellular component: endoplasmic reticulum. Lineage: Eukaryota; Euglenozoa; Kinetoplastea; Trypanosomatida; Trypanosomatidae.